Molecule: messenger RNA, 1467 nt
Organism: Clonostachys rhizophaga
Lineage: Eukaryota; Fungi; Ascomycota; Sordariomycetes; Hypocreales; Bionectriaceae
Source: the annotation of a GenBank genome assembly
AUGUCAGAGAAGCAGAAGAAGCGACAGUGGCCUCGCACCAUCAGGGCUCCCACCAAGAAGCCAACUACAGCGCUCAGAUUGAAGGCUCUACCGCUGGAAAUUGUUCAACAAAUCAUCCCUUUCUUGGACCCCAUCGCGCUGAUUGCCCUCAGCCAAACGGGCAGACAAUUUCGGCGCAUGAUUAGUCCAGGAAGAGCAGAAUUUGUCGAUCGGCUUUUAGCUCUUGAAUGUCUAGACGAGUACGGGGGCUCAGCAUCAAUCAUUCAUGCCAGCAUAUGUCCUCGCCCAGCCUCGAGCGCAGAGUGGGAGACAAUAAGAUGGGCUUGCACGGGCUGUAUGCGGCUACUGCCUCAUACUUGCUUUGAGAACCACGCAAUCCUACGGUUUGGAUAUCGGAAGCCAAUUCCCGGGACACCAGCUGCAGAGACGGCCAACAAGUGGAGGAUUUCGUUGCGGGGUAAAAUCCGGGGAGGAAAGGCAAUUAAACAUGUACCGCCGCUGGAGCUCAAUCAACGACGCAGAGGCCAGAGGAAGAAGGAUGACUGGAUCCAUCCUGCCAACGUGAGCAGGUAUCUAGACCGACUGCAAGAAGUUGGGAUACCUGUCGAGGCCAUAGCCGGCGAAGAAUCACCAACACUGGAGGCCAAGCAAGCUGCGAUGGAGCAAGUCCUCGAGUCAUUACAGUUGCAUCGGUGGGGAUUCAAACGCUACCUUCGCAAGUGUCACGAGUGUCGCUAUCAGGCAGGACAGCUGGAUCAACCUAUGCAGCCCGCUUCUGUACCAUGCCUCCGGACGAGCAGACAGUUGCUCUAUGCUGGCAUGCUGGAACGAUACUUCCCACAGUACUGGACUGUGCUGGAACAUCAGCGGCCUCAAUUACCUCAGAAUCGGAUCAUGGAGGUUUGGCCCAUGUACAUGGGGAGAUGCCGCACAUGCAGGUCAUGGCAAGAGAUGAGAUCAUUUCGAGUAGGGCUGACGCGUAGAAAUGGCUUAGCCUUCACGGACAGAACUUGGCAUAAUCACGAUUUUGAGUGGUCUGACUACUUUGACUCCCUCGAGUGCAACCAUUGCGUUGCGAAAACGCAGGGCCACGAGGCCCUGGGCAGGAUACUGUUGGAAUGGAUCAACGUCCUCGUUUCCGAAGAGGAUCGAUUUUACAAUGAUGUGGUCCACGAAGGUUUUGUGGACGUAAGGGCGUCACUGGCGUGGCUGGCAGGUAACGGUCAUACAGAGUCGGAACAACGUGGCCAACUCAAGGCCAUGUUCGAGAUUACUACAGAAGGGAAAGCGGAUUAUAUUACAAGAGAUGACGCGAGGGAGCUUCUCAUGCGACACCAUGAGGGCAUCAAGACUACCUGGGAGGAUCUUUUGUCCCACGAUUCUGAAUUUGCCCUUAAAUUCGGUGACGGCAGUUUUGAGACGGGCUGGCGUACUUGGUAUGGCUGGGUAACACCUCGCGUGAACUAA